GCGACUUCAGCUUCAUUUCCCGAAAAUGCAAACCACAUUUUCAACGCCGUCCACUCGUCCAUGCGCCAGUGGGGUUCCUCGCUGAACCACAACGGCAUGUCUUUCUUCCUGGCCACCGUGCCUGAAGGGACCCAGCUGUAUCAUGGCUCUGGCUCCUCGGAUCCUGUGAAAAGCCCCGAAUGGGUGGCAUUUGAGCCCGAGCAUGCUUUGAACUUUGCGCAUCGACGAAGACCGCCUCCGGGGAGCCAUGAUCCACCACCACCACCACCCCCUGACGGACAUGGCCCUCCGCCGCCGGGAUUCCACCCGGACUUUCAGCAUGUGAUGCAGGACCCUGUGGAUGGGAACAAGGCUGGGUUCCUGCAUACAUUUGCGGCGAAGAAGGACUUGCGGCUCCUGUACGUGGAUGGCAUGUCGGCGGGCAAAACGAACAACGGCACCCUGGAUGCGGAGGAUCGAAUUCUAUUCCACGAUCAGCGCAGCGAUGGCAAUGGCAUGGCGGGGGAAGAGGAGCGCGCCACGGAAUUUUGUCGCAUGGCUCGCGACCGCUGGGGCGGCCGGCUGGAUGGGCUGAUUCGCAUGGAAGCCGGGUUCGAGAUUAUCCUGUGUGAUUUGGCCACGGAUAUGGAUGCGCUGCGGGUGACUCGAGUCCAAUCAAGUCCCAAUGGAGGACCCCCGGGAUCUCCGGGAAAUGGGAAGGAAAGGAACCCCACAGGGAAUUCAUGGGUACCUGCGGUGGCCUCUCGCUACUGGGGCAUUGGGGGAAACCGGGUGAUACUGAAUUACGAUCAUUUUGUAACUGCGUACGUCUACGGGCUAGAUUUGUUCGGCGCUGCGGGAGAGACCGAGAGGAGUAAUUCGUCGCAUGUCUUGCCUCGACUAGCGCAUCUCUCGGCCCACAAGCUAGAACCUAUGCGGCAGGACCUCGAUGCCCUGAUUUGGAAUCACGACGCCACGGAGCGCUCGGUUGACUGGCAAGCUGUGGCGGAUAUGGUGGUGGAGCGCUAUGCGAAGAGGCUGCGGUACCUCGCAUCUGGCCAGGUCCCCACCAUCGAGGAGCUGCAGGAGGAAAUUGAGGGCCUAGUAACGCCCUUUAUUGACUACGAUGCGCGGAACUCCUCAUUGGAGGUGGAGCGCUGCUCUAUGCAGUUCAUCCGACGCUCAGCACCGACCACGACCGUGGCCGGAGACGCGGUUCUCUCUGUGUCGCGUAGCAUCUGCGCAACCCUGCUGGAAACACUACGCCAAACGGAGCAUUCCACUGCUGUGGGACAAAUUCAGGAUUUGGUCAACUAUCUGUCAUGGAGCAACUGGAAGAAGUGUACCGGGUGCGGUGAUCAUGAGCUGUGCGUAAUCCCAAUGUGGCCGAUGGGGACUGUGGAGGACUAUGAGCAUCCGCAGUGCCGCGACCUGUCCCAACUCGAGGGCGAUGGGCCUCGAUAUUGGGGGGGAUUCCCUGGC
Molecule: messenger RNA, 1461 nt
Organism: Aspergillus ochraceoroseus IBT 24754
Lineage: Eukaryota; Fungi; Ascomycota; Eurotiomycetes; Eurotiales; Aspergillaceae
Exons: 1
Source: RefSeq, a predicted model, not a curated record